AUGCCGGCCAUAUACGCUACGGUCCAUCGGAAAGGUCCACCUGGUGAAAAAUUGAGAGAAAUUGAGCCAGAUGCGAACAAAGAAGUAGUUGUGAAAAAGAUCAAUAAUUUAAGAAGCAAUGUUAGGAAGGAAAAGAAGAAAUAUGACCAAUCUUUAAAGUCUGGGGCAUCUGCUGAUGAUGUGUACCGUAUUAAACUGUGGUACUACGAUUUGUUCAAUUUCGUUCAUGAUCAAUGCACUCCAAGGGAAUCUUCAUCCAACUUAGAUAGUGAUGACGAAAAUAGUUGUGAGAGUGAAGAUUCUUCAAAUGCCGAUGAAGAAUAUUCAUCCAACAGCGUAUCUACCGACAGCAACGAGGCCCGAUCGACAUCGUCAAAUAAUAAUUCAUCUCACCAACCAAAACCUUGUAAAACAAAAAGAAAAGAUGAAAGCAUAGCAAAUGAAGUAUUGGAAUCUGUACGAGAUCACUUCAAGCGUCCUGGCCCAAUUGUAACAGAAGAUAGGUGCGAUAUUAUUGGCAAAAAUGUGGCUAUGAAAUUGAGGGCUUUAGAUGCGAAACAAAUAAUAGUCGCAGAAAAACUUAUUAAUGAUUUACUUUUUGAAGCAGAAAUAGGAAACCUCACUCCCGAGCACGCCUAUAUUAACAUUAGAGAUAUUUUGAAACAAAAUCAACGAAGCUAUGUUCCUGCUCAGCAAUAUCGACAACAUGUAUAUCAAUCCUCUCCUACUUCCAAUAGGGCAUACACCCCUAAGGUUGUAGCAUUAAGAGAGCCUGAAGUUGUGGCAUCAAAAGAGUCUGAAGCUACAGAUCCUGAUGUUGAAGCUACAGAUCCAGACUUGCAACAAGAUCGUUGUCCAAAAAGAAUGAAAAAGAAACAGAAGACUGCACCUGAAGAUGACAAAUUUUUAGAAGUCCUUAACAAAUCCAUCAAAAGUAGAGAACAAUAUGAAGUUGUAAAUCAAGAUGAAGAAAGAUUAUUCAUGAUGUCUUUAAAUAGUAACCCUGCAACUGCUUCUAAAGUGGUACAGAAACGUCGAUCACAAAAUCCGCCUGAAUUACAGGAAGCCAACAAGCACAUGAACAUUGCAUUCAGUACACUAAAUAGCGAGUUACAAAGUAAGAAACAUCAAGAAGACAAAGAAAAUGAUGACACUGGUUUGUUUUGUAAACUUCUAGCAAAACAGCUCAGGGAUUUCCCUAAAGAGGAAAGAGAUGAGUUAAUGUACGAAAUCCAUGGAUUGAUCAUUAACAAACGUCAUCGCAGCAGCGGCCGAGUGCUGCAGCCCGCUAUUUCGUCUCCUAUUUACAGUCGCAGUUCAUCGGCACACGGUUCCUAUUACUCGAAUGAUUCGCUGCCAAGAAACAUCUCUCCGAGCUCACACUUCAUUCAACAGCGUUCUUUGUACUCUGAUACAUCUCCGCAAAUAAUAAUCAAUCGUCCUUCAUCAUCACGCAGUUCCCCCACUAGACCAACAACGCAAGACAUAUCACAUCAGACAUUACCGGUCGAUCAACAGUCUAUUUAG
Arctia plantaginis is the source of this 1527-nucleotide messenger RNA. NCBI's taxonomy places the organism in Eukaryota, Metazoa, Arthropoda, Insecta, Lepidoptera, Erebidae. The record is from the annotation of a GenBank genome assembly.